CAAGCAUCGAUCUUCUAAUCACCUACAAUAUAUUUUUGAACACUCGAUACUUGUGCACAGUAUAUUUUUUCUUACAGGAUAGUUGCUAGUCGUAGAGCAUUUUAGGGAACAAAACUGGAAAAUGUUGAAGAAAAUUCAGUGCAACUUUCACAUUGUGCUGCACCUAAUAAUUUUUUGCCAUCUUCUGGGAAUACAUGAAGUCAACACAGCAGAAGUCAGAGUGGGGUCGUUCAUUAACGCGAACAGCAGCUGGACGAUACUACCCUUGGGAGUGGAGCCACCCGCCUUGAACGUGCUGUCGUGUGCUACCAGUUGUCUGUCGUAUGGACCACUCUGUAGAAGUUUUGCAUUUGGUGCUCAAAGGAAACAAUGCCGACUAGGAUCGUGGUUAGUUUUGGCAUCAACUACUACCAUCAACCCUGACGAAGUAACAUACACGAUGGGUGACUUCUGCAACACGGCAUUAAACUUUACCGUGGUGUACAAUGGCAACUUCAGUAUCUGCUUAUGGGUCAACAGAGCGACCCUGACGUAUGCUAAUGCUAAGCUUCAGUGUGAAAAUCGAGGCGGCCAUAUGUAUACUCCAAAGACUCGAGACCGUUACGACAUAAUCCAACAGUUUUUCACCGACACUAAUGUUUGGAUUGGUCUCAGUGACGCCGCACAAAAUGGCGUGUACAGGUGGGAAGACGAUCAGAGUGUUAUCAAUGCCGAUUGGAAGAUCCAAAUAUUUACUAAUUACCCACCCUAUCCAGCUCUGUCUUGUAUUGUCUACACAACAGACAAGCUUCUAAUGGAGUUUAACUGUAACGCGAUACCGUACCCAUCUCUUUUAACUGCAGCACCAUCUCAUCCAAUCAAAGCCUCUGAACCAUGCACUGAGAUGCUAGACAUCGUCCUUGUACUAGACUAUUCCACCAGUAUAGGGCCAGUGAAUUGGAAUUACGUAACACAGUUAUCCGCAAACAUCACCCAGUAUUUUGAUGUUGGUCCUGAUAAAGCCAGGUUCGCUACGAUGACCUUUAAUCGAGAACCUACCGUCCAGUUUAACCUAAAAGAUCACUUGGAUCAUGAUUCUUUGACACGGCACUGUCUAGAAAUGCAUCAAAGUGCAUAUAGUGUUGCUUUGUUUUUCAAUUUCAAAGCUUUACUUGCCAUAGCAUACCCAGGUGUUUACGGAACCAAGACCUACUUAGCCCUGCAGGAUAUCAUCAACAAAAACAUGUUUGGUGCUCCGGUUGGUGGUAGAGACUAUGCCCUGAAUAUUGUAAUCGUCAUUACCGACGGAGAAUCUGACGAACCACUACGAAGUUAG
Molecule: messenger RNA, 1315 nt
Organism: Physella acuta
Lineage: Eukaryota; Metazoa; Mollusca; Gastropoda; Physidae
Source: RefSeq, a predicted model, not a curated record